AUGGUUGGGGUUCACAAGCUAUGGACCAGGUGCACGCAGUGCCAGACAUGCGAAUGGAAAGCAGUGCUUGCUCGCCGCCACAAUCUCUGCAAGAGCUGCGGCGUGGAGGUCAAGCCCUUCCAGCGGCGCAAGCCGCGGCGAGUGCAGUUCUCAGAUGACCAGUGCAACGACAGUGACGCCGAGGGCUUCUACGACGCGACGA
Messenger RNA from Prorocentrum cordatum, 202 nucleotides. NCBI's taxonomy places the organism in Eukaryota, Dinophyceae, Prorocentrales, Prorocentraceae. The record is from the annotation of a GenBank genome assembly.